ACUUACUUUUCAUAGCACCAAGCUGCUUCUUCCCCUUCCUUGCCUUUACUCUUCGUGCUUCACCCUCACAGAGGAAGCCAAAAAUCGGCUUCAGGGGAGACGGAGAAUUGCAGGUGCCUCAGGGGACAUCGAUGGGCCUCCAGAACACCAAACAGCGCAAAGUCAAGCAAGCCAAUAUAGUUAUGUUGGGACUUGAUUCUGCAGGGAAAUCAACACUGCUGUACAAGUUCAGGUACAGUGAUCCUUUCCUAACGAGUCCAACCAUUGGCUUCAAUGUGGAUAUGAUUGAAACCCAGAAGGAUUUUACCCUGACCUUUUGGGAUGUUGGAGGACAGCAGAAAAUGAGGCAGUCGUGGUGCAGCUUCCUGGAGAACACCGAUGGACUGCUGUACGUGGUGGACAGCUCUGAUAAGCACCGCCUGGAAGAAUCAAAGAAAGAGUUUGAAGUCAUUUUAAAGGCUGAAUCACUAAAAAGCAUCCCUGUGGUCGUGCUGGCGAACAAGCAGGAUCUGCCAGGAGCUUUGAAUGCCGAGGAAAUAACGAGGAGGUUCAACAUGAAGAAGUACUGCAGUGACAGGAACUGGUAUGUGCAACCGUGUUGUGCUAUCACAGGAGAAGGCUUGUCAGAAGCUCUCCGAAUCCUAACUACUUUCACCAAGCAGUGCAGCAGAUCAAAGGGGACUUCUACCAUCUUUAAGGAGAUUGAGACACUUUAGGAGUUCCUGUCGUUGUGCUCCAGUGAACGUUACUCAGCUCAUUUUGUUGGACAGACUACAGCUGAAAGGGUUGGGUUCUGGAGAACCCUUCUCCAUAUUUAUAAAGAGCUGCCACGCUAUGAAGCUGUACCUGCAGGUGCUUGUGAGCUACUGCUCUGCAGCGUUCCAUUAGUGAUAGCAUGCUGGGGGAUAUUCAGCUCAGCAGCGUGGCUGCCAAACCAUGGGGAAAAAGUGGAGCUGAGCUGCUGAGUUUUGGCAGGUGGAAACGAAAUAGGUGAGAGGUGCUUAAAAUACUUACAUCAAGUCAUCUGGGUGAGAUGUAAAAGAGAUGAGUUGCUUGUGCAGCAAGCAAAGAGGAGAGAGAAACUUUGUUUGUAAUAAAUGCCCCCUGGGUGUAUUUAUUGUGAAA
Pogoniulus pusillus (Red-fronted tinkerbird) is the source of this 1125-nucleotide messenger RNA. RefSeq names its product ADP ribosylation factor like GTPase 14 (gene ARL14). The record is from RefSeq and is a predicted model, not a curated record. Gene Ontology annotation, biological process: intracellular protein transport; vesicle-mediated transport. NCBI's taxonomy places the organism in Eukaryota, Metazoa, Chordata, Aves, Piciformes, Lybiidae. Bases 132 to 716 code for a protein of 194 amino acids. Gene Ontology annotation, cellular component: plasma membrane; cytoplasm. Gene Ontology annotation, molecular function: GTP binding; GTPase activity. The transcript has a single exon.